CAAGCAACGUGUUGAGCGCCGCGUCUAUAUAAAGCUACGUCCGACGUCCAAGUCGAAGCUUUAGCCAUCGCACCUAGACAGCCUCUACCUACUCGCGCUCUCGCACCCACCCACCCACCAGGUAUCUCAGCUCCACCAGCCACCAUGACCAUCCCAGCCGAAGACAUCUCCCCCGCGCCUGACCCCGUGCCCCGCGGGCCCGUGACCGCGACGCUCAACUUCGCCUCGCGCCCGGCGCCCGGCGUCAAGGUGGUGAACCACGUGGACGGGGGGCCGCGGAACCUGGGCGUGGACGCGCGGGCGGUCCUCAUCGCCGACAUCCGCGGGCGCGAGGCCGCCUUCACGCUCGACCGCGACGGGUUCGAGCUGGUGUCGGGGCUCGCGCCGUCGCUCGAGGACUCGGCCCCGGGGAGCGGCUUCGCCGACGACGCGUCGGUCCGGCGGCUGUACUACCCGGAGGUGGCGCGGCUGCUGCUGCGGCGCGUCCCCGGCAGCACCCGCGUGCUGAUCUUCGACCACACCGUGCGGCGCGCCGACGCCGCCGCCCCGCGCCGCCCCGUCUUCGAGGUGCACGUGGACCAGACGGCCGCCGGCGCCGCGCGCCGCGCGCGGUUCCACCUGUCGUCGCCGCCGUCGGCCGCCUCCUUCUCCUUCCCCCCCGGCGCCCCCGACCCCGACCUCCGCCGGUGCCGCUACCGCAUCGUCAACGUCUGGCGCCCCCUGACCCGCGGGCCCGUCGCCGAGCGCCCGCUCGCCUUCGCGUCCGGCGCCUCCGUCGACGACGCCCGCGACCUCAUCCCCGUCGAGCACCGCUACCCGCUCGCCGCCACCGCCGCCGCCGCCGCCCCCAUCGCCACCCCUCCCGGCUACGUCGGCGAGACCGCCGCCGUCGCCUACCACCCCACCCAACGCUGGUACUACGCCAGCGGCGUCCGCCCCGACGAGCGCCUCCUCCUCGAGUGCUUCGACAGCGCCGCCCUCGCCCCCGACGCCGCCGUGCCCAGCCGCGGGCGCACCCCGCACACCGCCUUCGAGGACCCCAGGACCCCCCCCGACGCCGAGCCGCGCGAGAGCAUCGAGGUUCGCGCCCUCGUCUUCGGGCCCUAGACGCGCCCGAGGCUCCGCGUCCCCGCUACCGCUCUACUGCGGCCGGCACAGGUGCGCGUCGACGGGAAUAUCUACGUGUCACAUCGUAGCGCAGCAUAGUUCAGAGUAGAUUGUAUCGAAUGAAGAGCUCGCAAUAUGGGCGUUUGUCAUCUAUUUACAUGUGUGCCAAACCGCUCGUCUGGUGUAACCUAACGUGGUGCUUUUCCUUCGUUCUCCUUCGCUGUGUCC
Messenger RNA from Durotheca rogersii, 1335 nucleotides. RefSeq lists its product as uncharacterized. Gene Ontology annotation, molecular function: oxidoreductase activity. The transcript has 2 exons. Bases 145 to 1107 code for a protein of 320 amino acids. NCBI's taxonomy places the organism in Eukaryota, Fungi, Ascomycota, Sordariomycetes, Xylariales, Xylariaceae. The record is from RefSeq and is a predicted model, not a curated record.